Molecule: messenger RNA, 1357 nt
Organism: Zingiber officinale
Lineage: Eukaryota; Viridiplantae; Streptophyta; Magnoliopsida; Zingiberales; Zingiberaceae
Product: urease accessory protein D-like
Exons: 8
Coding region: 68-997 (309 amino acids)
Molecular function (GO): nickel cation binding
Source: RefSeq, a predicted model, not a curated record
GGAGCGGCCGAAAGACUCGACGUUGCGAGAAGAAGAGGAGAGCGAGAGCGAGAGCGAGAGAGGUCGCAUGGAGGCGGGAGCGGAGGCGGCGGAGGAGAAGAGGAAGGAGGGAAGGGUGGUGGUGGAGAAUGUGAGAGGGAAGUCCACCGUCACUCGAUGCUUCUACUGCUACCCUCUCAAACUCAUCCUGCCCAACAAGGUCGCCCCCUCUAAAUUCGACGCCGUGUGGAUCUACGCUCUCACUUACGGCGGCGGCAUUGUCUCGGGAGAUCUAAUCUCUUUGGUUAUUAACGUCGGCGACAACUGCACUGCAGCCCUCACAACGCAAGCUUCCACUAAGGUAUACAAGUCCGUGCAUUCGAAGUGCUCUGAGCAAAUCCUGGAGGCAACAGUUGGAAAAAAUGCACUCCUAGCAGUUGUUCCAGAUCCUGUGACUUGUUUUUCGACAGCCAGGUAUUCACAGAAGCAGGUGUUCAGAGUACAUUCUGAUUCAAAUUUGGUUGUUGUUGAUUGGAUUACUAGUGGCCGCCAUGAGAGUGGAGAGAAGUGGGAAUUUGAUCUCUAUAUGAGCACAAAUCACAUAUACUUGGAAGCUGAUCAACCUCUAUUUCUUGACUCAGUUCUGCUUGACCAGAACUCUUGUACCAGCAUUGCAAAGCGGAUGCAGGAAUACCAAGUUAUGGCAAUGAUUAUUCUAUUAGGCCCAAAGUUGAAGGAUCUGCAAUGUCAACUGCAGGAGGAAGUCAAACAAAUGAUGUCUGUUCAUUUUCGUGCUCCUAACGCCAUUAGAACUCACAACGUCAAAUCAGAAUCCCCUCAGCGUCCAACUAGGGCUCCUAUGAUUGCUUCCUGCAGUCCUUUUGGUCCUCAGGGGAUAGGAAUGGUUGUUCGAAUAGUAGCAGUGAGUACAGAGUCAGUCUACAAGUUCUUGAGGCAUCACCUCGCCGCAUUGGAUGCAUUCAUAGGAGCAUCACCAUACAGCCAAUCUGGUAGAUGAUUCCAAUCCUUCUCGUAGGAAGCAGAUUUGGAAUGGUCGUUCAGGUAGAGCGAUAAGUAUGAAGCCAAUCUACAUGUUCUUGAAGCGCCACCUUACCGGGAUUAUCACCAUACUACAUAGAAACUUGACAUUAAUGUUUUAUUGGUGUGUUCAUGCAAGAGGAGAGUGGAUUCUGAAAAUUUAGAGAGUUAAAGCUGGAAGAUAGAGGAAAAUAUGUUCUUUUUAAUAGAAUUCUAAAUAAUGAUGCAUUUGACUAGACUACGGAAUUAAAAAUCAGUUCCUAAUUCCUAUUAGAUUGUGAUCCUCUAGACGCGGAUGGAUUUUUUUAUAAUCUAUUUUAGAAAUAACUUGUCUAUCUCA